AAAUAAAACAUAAAGCCGGGGGCCAUCUUUGCUCCGGGCAGGUCAGCUGACCCGGGCUGGCACAGGCCCUGGCGCAGUUCCCGCCCCUCCCGAGAGCGCUGGCACCGCCCCCUCCCCGCGCCCCCUCCUUCCAGGAAGGGGCGGGGUCUCCUAGACGGGUGGGGCCGGAGCUCGGAGCUGGUUUGAACAAGCCCUGGGCAUGUUUGGCGGGAAGUUGGCUUAGUCGGCUACCUGUGGCCCCGCAGUUUUGUAGUCCCCGCCUUGUUUCUCCCCAGAGGUCUCUCAAUCCUCCCUCCAUGAUCUUCGCAUAGAGCACAGUACCCCUUCGCACGGAGGACGCGAUGGCUCCCAAGAAACGCCCAGAAACCCAGAAGACCUCCGAGAUUGUAUUACGCCCCAGGAACAAGAGGAGCAGGAGUCCCCGGGAGCUGGAGCCCGAGGCCAAGAAGCUCUGUGCGAAGGGCUCCGGUCCUAGCAGAAGAGGUGACUCAGACUGCCUCUGGGCGGGGCUGGCUGGCCCACAGAUCCUGCCGCCAUGCCGCAGCAUCGUCAGGACCCUCCACCAGCAUAAGCUGGGCAGAGCUUCCUGGCCAUCUGUCCAGCAGGGGCUCCAGCAGUCCUUUUUGCACACUCUGGAUUCUUACCGGAUAUUACAAAAGGCUGCCCCCUUUGACAGGAGGGCUACGUCCUUGGCGUGGCACCCGACUCACCCCAGCACUGUGGCUGUGGGUUCCAAAGGGGGAGAUAUCAUGCUCUGGAAUUUUGGCAUCAAGGACAAACCCACCUUCAUCAAAGGGAUUGGAGCUGGAGGGAGCAUCACUGGGCUGAAGUUUAACCCUCUCAAUACCAACCAGUUUUACGCCUCCUCAAUGGAGGGAACAACUAGGCUGCAAGACUUUAAAGGCAACAUUCUACGAGUUUUUGCCAGCUCAGACACCAUCAACAUCUGGUUUUGUAGCCUGGAUGUGUCCGCCAGUAGCCGAAUGGUGGUCACAGGAGACAACGUGGGGAACGUGAUCCUGCUGAACAUGGACGGCAAAGAGCUUUGGAAUCUCAGAAUGCACAAAAAGAAAGUGACGCAUGUGGCCCUGAACCCAUGCUGUGAUUGGUUCCUGGCCACAGCCUCCGUAGAUCAAACAGUGAAAAUCUGGGACCUGCGCCAGGUUAGAGGGAAAGCCAGCUUCCUCUACUCGCUGCCGCACAGGCAUCCUGUCAACGCAGCUUGUUUCAGUCCCGAUGGAGCCCGGCUCCUGACCACGGACCAGAAGAGCGAGAUCCGAAUUUACUCUGCUUCCCAGUGGGACUGCCCCCUGGGCCUGAUCCCGCACCCUCACCGUCACUUCCAGCACCUCACACCCAUCAAGGCAGCCUGGCAUCCUCGCUACAACCUCAUUGUCGUAGGCCGAUACCCAGAUCCUAAUUUCAAAAGUUGUACCCCCUAUGAAAUGAGGACGAUCGAUGUGUUUGAUGGAAACUCAGGGAAGAUGAUGUGUCAGCUCUAUGACCCAGAAUCUUCUGGCAUCAGUUCGCUCAAUGAGUUCAAUCCCAUGGGGGACACGCUGGCCUCUGCAAUGGGUUACCACAUUCUCAUCUGGAGCCAGGAGGAAGCCAGGACCCGGAAAUGAGAGACACUAAAGAAGGUGUGGGCCAGACAAGGCCUUGGAGCCCACACAUGGGAUCAAGUCCUGCGAGCAGAGGUGGCGAUUUGUUAAAGGGCCAGAAGUAUCCACGGCUAGGGUUGGAGCAGAGGUGCUGGGAGCUGGGGCGCUGUGGGACUGGGACACUUUCGUGUUAAUGCUCUGGACCUACCUCCAGAGACUGCUCCAGAGUUGGUGACGCAGCUGCCCCAAGAGCCCCUCUGUAUCUAGCCUGGAACCAAGGUUAUCUUGGAACUAAAUGACUUUUCUCUUCCUCUCAGUGGGUGGUAGCGGAGGGAUCAAGCAGUUAUUUGAUUUCUGCUCACUUUUGAUAUGGCCAAUAAAACCAUACCCGACUGA
Messenger RNA from Cercocebus atys (sooty mangabey), 1997 nucleotides. RefSeq names its product damage-specific DNA binding protein 2, 48kDa (gene DDB2). Lineage: Eukaryota; Metazoa; Chordata; Mammalia; Primates; Cercopithecidae. The coding region runs from base 342 to 1625 and encodes 427 amino acids. Gene Ontology annotation, cellular component: Cul4-RING E3 ubiquitin ligase complex; nucleus. The record is from RefSeq and is a predicted model, not a curated record. Gene Ontology annotation, molecular function: damaged DNA binding; protein binding. The transcript is spliced from 10 exons. Gene Ontology annotation, biological process: DNA repair; response to UV.